Molecule: messenger RNA, 4515 nt
Organism: Engraulis encrasicolus (European anchovy)
Lineage: Eukaryota; Metazoa; Chordata; Actinopteri; Clupeiformes; Engraulidae
Gene: ube3a
Product: ubiquitin protein ligase E3A
Exons: 11
Coding region: 218-2521 (767 amino acids)
Biological process (GO): protein polyubiquitination; ubiquitin-dependent protein catabolic process
Molecular function (GO): ubiquitin protein ligase activity
Source: RefSeq, a predicted model, not a curated record
UCAAGAUGGCUGAGAAGAGUUUUGCCGAGUCAAGAUAUGACUGAUCACUAUUUUUCUCUGAAACAACUGUAAACGUGUAACCUGUUUCCUUGCGUCGCAAUUUUGAGUUUUUGCCUGGAGAAAGUGAAAUCGGCUAAGAAUUAACAUACCACACCAAAAGAAAAGGACAGGAGAAGGCCAUAGUGAAUAAAGUACCCUCGUACAGCAGCCGUAGACGAUGAACCACAGAGACUUUGGUCCGGAGGAGGAUGACUUCAGUGAUGUCAACUACCUUACUGAAGAGAAGGUGUGCGAGAUCCUGGAAGUCUGUGAGGAGAAAAAAGAUUACACUCCUUUGGUUCGGGCCGUGGGUAAAGUUUUUACUUAUUCCGAGUGCCUGAUGCGAAGCUUCCGCAAGGUCAAGUCAGAGGCCCCAAAGAAGGUAAAGUCAGAACAAACCACAAGAAAGAGUGAGAGCAAUCAAGGAGCUUCAUCCACUUCUACUGCUGCUUCCAAAACACCAGUUGGCAAAGAAGCAGAGAAGAAGGAUGACAAAAGCAGUGACAACAAAAGUGAGGAUGGUGAUAGUGAGGACGACGAUGAUGAAGAGGUGACAGUUGAUAUUGACGGUGUAAGAAGAGUAUAUAACAAAAUACUGACACAUGAGCGAGUCGAGUCUGCCAUUAUCAACGCUCUGGUGUGCAUGUUGCCAAAUGUGGAGUGUGAGCUGACCUAUCAUGAUGCAUAUUCAUUUGACCACAACUACCUCAACAUAUUUGUGAUACUCAUGGAGAACACCAACCUUCACAGUCCAGAGUACCUCGAAUCUGCACUACCUCUCAUCUGCAAAGCCAUGAGUAAACUCUCCCUCCCCGGACAAGCCCGGCUGGCCCGCUUGUGGUCCGGCUUUGGCACGGAGCACCUGAUCCGAAUACUCGAGACAUUUCAACAGGUCAUCACCUACACAGUCAUCUGCAACGACUUUGACAAUGACAACUUGGUCAACGACGACGACACAGUGGCCAGUGCUGCCAAGUGUCUAAAGAUGGUCUACUUUGCUAAUAUUUUGGCUGGCGAGCUGGAUAUGCACCUGAACGAGGAAGAGGACGACCUGCUGAUAGACACAAACGACCUGACGCUGCAAGAGUUGCUGGGUGACGAGGAACGAAGUCCCAGGGGCCCCAGGAUAGACCCGCUGGAGAUAGAGCUGGGUGUCCGGGUGUCUGACUGCCGGUGCCCCCUCAUACCCUUUGAGGAGUUCAUUAACGAGCCUGUGAACGAGGUGGUUGAAAUGGACAAGGACUAUGUGUUCUACAAGGUCAACACAGAGAGCAAGUUUGCCUUCAUGACCUGUCCCUUCAUCCUCAACGCUGUCACCAAGAGCCAGGGACUGUACUACGACAACAGGAUUCGAAUGUACAGUGAACGAAGACUGCAGGCACUCUACAAUACAGUGGAGGGACAGCAAGUUAACCCUUACUUCAAACUGAAAGUUCGCAGAGACCAUCUCAUCGACGAUGCCCUGAUGAGGCUUGACAUGAUUGCUGAAGAGAACCCAUCAGAUCUGAAGAAACAGCUUUAUGUGGAAUUUGAAGGGGAGCAAGGACUGGAUGAAGGAGGGGUGUCAAAAGAGUUUUUUCAGCUCGUUGUUGAGGAGAUCUUCAACAUAGAUAUUGGCAUGUUCACCUAUGACGAGAGCACCAGGCUUUUUUGGUUUAACCCAUCUUCACUAGAAAAUGAGGGCCAAUACACGCUGAUAGGCAUUGUCCUGGGGCUGGCCAUAUACAACAACUGCAUCUUGGAUGUCCACUUUCCCAUGGUGGUCUACAGGAAACUGAUGGGCAAGAAGGGGACCCUUCUGGACCUAGCUGACUCGCAUCCGGCUCUACAUCAAAGUCUGAAAAAUAUUCUGUGCCAUGAAGGUGAUGUGGAGAAAGACAUGAUGCUCACCUUCCAAAUAUCACAAACUGAUCUAUUUGGAAAUCCUGUAACGCAUGAUUUGAAAGAGAAGGGAGAUGAGAUCCCGGUCACCAAUGACAACAGAGGGGAGUUUGUGUCUCUGUAUGCCGAUUACAUACUGAAUCAGAGUGUGGAUGUGCAGUUCAAGGCUUUCAGACGCGGAUUUCACAUGGUGACAAACGAGUCUCCGCUGAAGUAUCUGUUCCGGGCUGAUGAGAUCGAGCUACUCAUCUGUGGAACUAGGAGCCUGGACUUCUAUGCACUUGAACAAAACGCAGAGUAUGAUGGAGGAUUCUCCAAAGAGACUCAAGUUGUUAAAGAUUUCUGGGAGGUUUUGCACUCUUUCGGAGAAGACCAAAAGAAGCUUUUUCUCCAGUUCACCACUGGUACUAAUCGAGCUCCUGUGGGCGGCCUUGGGAAACUGAAAAUGAUCAUUGCAAAAAACGGCAGUGAUUCAGAAAGGUUACCUACAUCCCACACUUGCUUUAAUGCCCUGUUGCUUCCAGAAUAUACUUCCAAAGACACGCUUCGAGAGAGACUCCUCAAAGCCAUCACUUACGCCAAAGGUUUUGGCAUGCUGUAACGCUUACCAAUACGUGCUAAAUUUCUAUACUAACUGUGAACAAAAAAUAAACAUUUUAGCAAAGAUAUUGUUUUUUUUUAGAAGUUUAGAAGUGACAUGAUGCUUUGCCAGUCAUAUACAGUAUUGCAGGGGUGUCAAACUCAUUUCGGUUCAGGGGCCACAUACAGUCAUUAUUGACAGGGAGGUCACACCUCCACAGCAACAUCAGCUGAUUUUAAAGCACGUCACUCAUCAACAUCACAGUGACCCUCUGAUGAAGACGGAAGUAACACAGUUGAAACAUGUCAGGUAAAAGAUUAAAACUUUUACAUGUCUUAAGGCAAAAGAAAAUCUAAAGUGUUGACAUACAGUCAGUUUGAUCUCAAAUGGGCCGGACUAAUAACAUAAUUGCAAAAUAUCACAAAUUUCUGUUUCAUAUCAUCAUUGCAUUGCUAGUCAAUCAUCUCGACGUGGAUGUCAGCGGGUUUAUCAGGACCAUUGACUGUAAAUGCCAAGCCAAAAAACGCAAAUUUGUUCUCAAGUAUUGAAAAUCUGAAAUCUCAGAACUUUUGUAAUGGGCUAUAGAUAUACUUCUUUUUUGAUAUUCUUCCUCUUAUUUUGUAAUCUCUACAUGUCUGGGGUCAUACUAAACCAUCUGGCCAGCCUAAUGUGUUGACAUCCCUGGUAUAUUGCCUUCCUCUUUUCAAGGCUCAUUCAGGAAUGAUUGCGCUAUUAUAGUAUAUGUGAUGCAUUUCUUAUCAUGUUGUUACCUAUUUGUAAUAUUGCUUUGAAUUUUAUUGUGCUUUUCUUGAAAUACGUUAUAUGCAUUGCAUUGAUGACAAAUGAAUGUGAAAUAAUGCCUUACUUUAAAAAUGUGAUAGAAUGAAAUCAAUGCAGGCAUGAAGUGAAUGCUCUCCUUUAGGGGUUAUGUCAAAUGCUGCUGGCUUAAUGACAUAAUGUACUGUAUCUUUUAGGAAAAGUUGUGUUUGGUUCACUGUGUAGCAGUAUAGAGAAACAGUUUUAUUACUUUUUUUUAGUAAAGUUGGUUACAUUUGGUUUAAAAAUUGAACUGUGCUUUUAUCACAGUUUUGAGAAGUGUUUUUGUAAGUUUACUCAGGAUAUCUCCAAAUGCCAUUUUCUAGAUUCUUCUAUAUUUUGCUGCUUUGGGCUUAAAGGUAAUGUUUUUAGUAGUUUACUUGAAGAAUUCAUGCUGCCCAUUCACAAACGUUAUCUUUUUCACGAGUAUUUUCCACCACCAUCAAUUUCGAAGUAUUCAUUUUGACUUGAAAAAUGUAUUUUUUCAUACAUAAAAUCGAUCUUCUACGUGUAAUAGACAUCUUUAGCUGCAAAACUAGCUGUACUUUGGUCAGACCAGUAAAUAUGAAUGUAUCACUUAGUAAAUAUUCAUGAAAAGAUCACAUUUGGAAUAGGCAGCACAGUUGCAAUGAGCAGCACAGUUGCAAUACCUACUCUGUCCAUAAUCCUACAUACUGUACCUUAACACAACAAAACAGUUAGACUGUUGGCUUCUGUUGUUUUUUUUGUUUCCCUUCCUGGUCCUGCAUACUCUAUGUUUAAAGUAUUUACUGCGUACUUACUAAAUCCCCUUCCUGUUCAGACGGUCCAUGUUAAACACAAUGCACUUGAGGCGCGAAGAAGAGUUGAGUGUUAGUCAUAAACUGGUUGUGAUGCAUGUAAUUACACAUUUCAGCAGCUAUGAGUUUAAAUGUCAUUGUCAAUUAUUACGUGUAAUGAUGAACACACAUGAACCUACGGGCCAUUAUACUUUCAAACCAACACAAGUACAAGUCCAGUGGCGGACAUAGGGAUUUUUGUUCAUUGUUACAUUAAAAUGCCAAUGCUUGUUUUGGUGCUGAAAUGGCAUGUGAAAUAUAUGGUGCAGUUAUUACAAAUCAUUAGUGGAGGGCUGAUGUUCAAGAUGUUGAUUUGUGGUUGAGCAUCUUUGAAAUACAAGUGACCUAAACAAAUCCUGAGUCUUGAUUGUUUUUUGUUUC